This is a messenger RNA of Didymodactylos carnosus, 3069 nucleotides long. The record is from the annotation of a GenBank genome assembly. NCBI's taxonomy places the organism in Eukaryota, Metazoa, Rotifera, Eurotatoria, Philodinida, Philodinidae.
AUGUCAAUCCCAUUUUCUUGGCUUACGUCAUUUGCUAUAUCAUCACCACAUGUGGCUACUGCACUGAACAGAAUUAGAAUAGAAGAUUGGUCAAAUACAACGAGAACAUAUCCUUAUGAUUAUUUAAAUGAACUACCAGUUUAUUCCAUGAUGUCAUUGCCAACAUUAUCGUCACCGUCUCAAUUACUUGGACAUUCUUUAAAUUGUUCAUCACCCAUUAUUAUCUCACAAGUAUUAACCCCAACUUCAAUUAUUACAGAUUCAUCGGAAGAACCACUUGAUUUAUCAACAAAAUCAACAUCGUUAAAAAAUAAAAUAUUAUUUAACAACUAUAGCAACGAUAUGGAUUAUUAUAAAGAAGAAGAAACAUUCAAAUUAUCACCACAUUCUGGAAUCUUAGACACCGAUUCUUUAACUCAAAAUGGUUCUAAAUUGUCUCCUACACCGACAAAAGUAUCAAAAAUUAAUCAACCAUUUACAAAAGUAAAAUACGAAUUAUUAACUGAUAAUUCAUUGUUAACGUCUUCACCACCAUCAAAAAGUCAAUCAUUCGACAUACAUCAUAUUAUACCAAAAGCAGAUGAUAAUAUACUGCCAAAAUCUCAAGGACUAUUGGCAUUAGAAACGUCGACAUCUUUUUCACUACCUAUAAUCAAAAAUCGUUGUUAUUCACAAAUACAUGAACAAUCGAAACCAUAUAAAAAACGACGCUCGGUAAUCGAAGAUGAAAAAUGCUAUAAUUGUAAUCCUGAAAUUCAGACAAAAAUAAAAUCAGAAUAUACAACAGAUUUUAGUGUAAAACAAAUACUUUCACCGAUAAAACUUCGUGAAUUACCACGAUAUUGUAAAACAGAACCAACUGAACAUUUUAAUCUACUCAUAUCUCCAAUAACUCUGAAAAAACUAGAAGAUAACACAUACAAAUUUGUUAAUGAACCACAUCAACGACGAUCAUUUAGAUCUAAAAUAUUUUCUAAUCGGAAUUUGCACAAAACACUUCGUUAUCCAAAACGAUAUAAACAUUUGAAAAUAACAAAGAAAACCAAUCAAAUAUCUGCUGAUCUAUUAUAUCUUGUAUGCUUUGAAUUAUUUGAAAAAUUUAUUAAAACAAAAUCAAUCAACAAUUUAGAUUUUUCAAUAAAUGAUCAUCAACGAUUUAAUUCAUUACCAGAAGAAGAUGGAUUAUUAAGAUUAGCAGAAAUAGCUUGUCAGUUAGAUGGUCGUCAACAAUUAUUCUCAUCUAUAUCUAGUAAAAUUACGGAUGAAUUGAAUAAUACUGAACUAAUAAAAAAUGUUAUUAACAAUGAAAAACAAUUUCAAAAGGUCUUUGAUCAAUAUUGUUCAUGCAUACAAUAUUUAAGAAGACAACGAUAUACUAGAAUUUGUCGAAAACGAAUUUCAUCAAUACGAUGUGGAUCAUAUAAAUCAAUUAAUGUAUUGCCUCGACAAAAGCGUCAUGGUUUAAUACAAUUGUAUUAUUCGCCACAUUCAUUACUUCAGUCAGAUGAAAAAUCAAUUCCAAUGGGUUAUCCUCUUCUAUCAGCAACAAUGAAUUUUGUUUUAUUGAAUAAAAGAAGAAAUUCUAUUCAUAAUAAUUGUUUAUUAGAAAAAUUUGAAAUUGAACCAACUGUGUCAGAUAUUAAAAAAAAUACAAGUAUUCAGUUGUUGGAUAACAUUGAAAAUAUUUUUAAUCUUCAGACAUCGUGCAGUGAUGUAGAAACACAUCAGUCAGAACAAUUAAUUGAAUCUGAUAAAUGUUUACCUGAUGUUAUCGUAGACAAAGACGAGACAAUUAAUAAUGAAGAAAUUAAUAGUAUAGAACGACUUGUUCCAACAGAUCCCAUUGAAGAUGGUCUAAAAGUAUUAAUAGCUAAUAAUGGUCUUAUGUAUGAGGCAGUUGUUAAUCGAAUGAGUAACGUUGAAGAUAUGUUUUUAUUACGAGUAUUACACGAAAGAACGAGUAUUGCUUAUGUAUUAUCAUUAGUCGAAUUGUGUCAAAUAGCGUGUAAAAAUUCAUUACCAACAAAAGACGAUAUUAAAAUUGGACGACGUGUAUGUUGUUAUUGGUCUUCAUGUUUAAAAGGACUUCAUCCGGGAAUUAUUAAUCGUUUACCGAGCGAACCGAAUGGUAUGAUUGCAGUUUUGUUUGAUGAUAAUGAUUUCGGUUUAUUGAAGUUAGAAGAAAUACGAUUAUUACCAAAUAAUUUUCAAAUUAAAGGUAAUGAUCUUAGUAUCUAUUCGAUAUCAUCAUCUCAAAUUUCGUCAUUAUACACAGUAAAACGUUCAAUUAAAAAACCAUCAUCGUGUUCGCAUCAUAGUGAUAAAUCUAUUGAGACGGACUUCUUACCAUCUUCACAAUCGUUAUGUCGUCAACGUUCAACAAAAUCUCAUUCCUCAGGUACGUCGAAUCAAAAAUCGGUUCUUAAUAAUAUAUCCGUUCCACCGUCUACUACCAAUGACAACAAUACUGAUUUAAUAUCAACAUCAUCGACAUCAAUGGAAAUACCGUUAAAAAUAACAACAACAAAUCCUGGUAGUUGGUCUUUUGUGGAAGAAACGCGAUGUCGUACAAUUACCGUUCGACGUGUAAAACAAACGUUGUAUAGAUCGAUUAGUCGUGGUGAUGAAUUAGUGACAAUUGGUGAUUGUGUGAUAUUUAAUGGACGAAAAAAGAAUUUAUCCUAUAUCGGAAAAGUAUUGAAAUUUUAUCAAACACGUAACGAAGAUAUUGUCAAAGUUUCAUGGUAUUACUCGCCACAAGAAACAUCUAUGGGAUUAAUUGAUCAAGAUUUACCGGGUGCCCUGUACGAAUCGAAUCAUACUGAUGUGAAUUUAAUUCAUACGAUUCAUCGUAGAGCAACGAUUUAUUCCUAUAGCGAUUUUAUAAAACGAACAAGUUUUGGUCGUUUAUGCAAUGAAAAUGAGUUUUAUCUUGUCGGACAUUACGAUCCUAUAACACAGGGACUUGAACGAUACGUAUUGAAUGACAUGACAUUACACAAUGACGAUAUCUAUGAUGAUGGGAUCCUUCCUUCCAAAAAAUGUACUGAAAGUACAGUGCGAAAAUAA